AUGUUACGUUCUAAGAAAGUGCUUCUUCUACUUGAUGAUACUGAUGAUGCAAGUCAACUUGAUGCGCUCAUGCAGAAGCAUGAGUGGUUUGGCAAGGGAAGCAAGAUUGUCAUUACAACUAAAGAUCGAGGAAUUCUCAAUGUUGAUGAGACUUACAAACUUACUAGCAUGGAUUUCGAUCAUUCUCUUACACUUUUUAGCAAGCAUGCAUUUAGAAGAGAUUAUCCCUUAGGGCAAUUCAUAUCUCACUCUGAAAGGGUAGUAGAUAUGUGUAACGGUCUUCCUUUAGCUCUUGAGGUAAUAGGUUCUCUUUUAUCUGGAAAAAGCGAAGAGGAGUGGGAUGCCACAUUAAAGGAGCUAGAAGAAUCUCCUCAAGAGAAUGUUAGAAAGAAGUUAAUGAUCAACAUUGAGGCCUUAAAUGAAAACCAAAGAAAAAUAUUUCUUGAUGUUGCUUGUUUUUCCAUUGGGUAUGGUAAAAGAAUUGUGAUUCACUUGUGGGAAAGUUGUAAGUUUCUUCCUCAUCAAUCUCUUGGAAUCCUCCAGCAAAGAUCUUUGAUAAAGAUCAGAGACGAUAACCAACUGUGGAUGCAUGAUUGGUUAAGAGAUAUUGGAAGAACUUUUAUAGAAGAAGGAAGUGCAUCAGCGGUGAAGCUCUCAUUAGUGGAUAACCAUUUCAACUCACUGAUUGAGUUAGAUCUAUCAAACACUGGUAAUAGGGAGUUAGCAAAUUCAAUUGGGUAUAUGAAGAAAUUGAAAAUGCUAAAGCUAUGCAAUUGCCCCAUAAGAAUACUACCUGGCGACAUUGGAAUGUUGGAGAAGCUCGAACAGCUAGAGGUAGGGGAAGAAUUGACAGAGAUUCUCAGUGAUAUAGGGAAACUACCAAUUUUGAGAAAAUUGGUGUUAGCACACUGUGAAAUUCCAACGAUGCCUCAGCUUCCAGAAAGUCUGAUCACUCUAACCAUUGAUUUAUACUCAAUGAAGAGAAUGUCAGACCUCUCAAACCUAUUAAAUUUGAGAAAUUUGAAGUUGCAUGUAGGUUUCGAGCAUCCUACAAAACUUGAAGUAGAUCCAAGUUCUUGGGGGAUUGGAAGAUUACGCAUGCUUGAGGUCUUGGACUUGUAUUGUCGUGAUAUUGGCACCUUAUCUUUUGAUCUUGUUCUCCUUUUUAAGCUGAAGGAACUCCAUAUCCAAUGCCCCAAUUUGCAAUGCCUGCCAAGGCUUCUGACAAAUUUGUCAUACUUAGAUAUCAAGAGUUGCAAUAGAAUAAAAGCGACAAAUGGUUUUUCCAAUCUAAAAGCGUUAUCAGUUUUGGAAAUUAGUUAUUGUUGGAAGCUAACAGAGAUUGAAGGCCUUGAAGGCUUGGAGAAUCUGAGAACAUUAAAGCUCCAUUAUUUAUCAUUGGCAAAGUUGCCUGAUCUAACUAGCUUGAAGAAGCUUAAGGUAAUUCAUGUGUCGUGUUGUUUUGAGUUGGUAGAGGUUCUAGAUUGUCCAGAAUCAUUGGAGACACUUGAGAUUGAAUGGUGUCCUAAAGUGCAAAAGUGGCCUGAUCUAUCAAGAUUGAAGAAUCUGAAAGUUCCACAUCAAGGUAAAAGGGAACGGAGUUGA
Molecule: messenger RNA, 1605 nt
Organism: Eucalyptus grandis
Lineage: Eukaryota; Viridiplantae; Streptophyta; Magnoliopsida; Myrtales; Myrtaceae
Product: disease resistance protein RUN1-like
Exons: 2
Coding region: 1-1605 (534 amino acids)
Biological process (GO): defense response
Molecular function (GO): ADP binding
Source: RefSeq, a predicted model, not a curated record